Messenger RNA from Budorcas taxicolor (takin), 1005 nucleotides. It is a transcript of the gene OSTM1, whose product is annotated as osteoclastogenesis associated transmembrane protein 1. The record is from RefSeq and is a predicted model, not a curated record. NCBI's taxonomy places the organism in Eukaryota, Metazoa, Chordata, Mammalia, Artiodactyla, Bovidae. Bases 1 to 1005 code for a protein of 334 amino acids. Gene Ontology annotation, biological process: osteoclast differentiation. The transcript has 6 exons. Gene Ontology annotation, cellular component: cytosol.
AUGGACCCGAACCGGAGCGUCGAGCCGCGGAGGUCAUCGUUGCUGCUGCUGCGGCUGCUGUUGGUGGUGCUGCUGUGGUCGGGGCUGGCUCUGGGCACCUUCUCCGUGGGCAGCAGCCCCCACAGGGUCCUCCACGACCUCCUGUCGGAGGAGCAGUUGCUGGAGGUGGAAGACUUGUCCCUGGCUCUGCUGCAGGGCGGAAGGAUGGGGCCACUGUCACUACCCCCAGAUUUGCCGGAUCUGGACCCAGAGUGCCGGGAGCUGCUGCUUGACUUCGCCAACAGCAGUGCAGAGCUGACCGGGUGUCUAGUGCGCGGCGCCCGGCCGGUGCGCCUCUGUCAGACCUGCUACCCACUCUUCCAACAGGUCGCCAACAAGAUGGACAACAUCAGCCGAGCCGUGGGGAAUUCUUCAGAGAGUCAUAGUUGUGCCAGAAGCCUUUUAAUGGCAGAUAGAAUGCAAAUAGUUGUGAUUCUGUCUGAGUUUUUUAAUUCUACAUGGCAGAAGGCAAAUUGUGCAAAUUGUUUAACGAACAAAAGUGAAGAAUUAUCAAAUAGCACAGUAUACUUCCUCAACCAAUUUAAUCACACCUUGACCUGCUUUGAGAAUAACCUUCAGGGGAGCACACACAGUCUUCAGUUAAGAAAUUACUCGGAAGUAUGCAAAAACUGUCAUGAAGCAUAUAAAACUCUGAGUAGUCUGUACAGUGAAAUGCAAAAAAUAAAUGAACGUGAAAGUAAGGCUGAAUUUGGAACACAUUUAUGCAUUGACGUGGAGGAUGCAAUGAAUAUUACUCGCAAACUUUGGAGUCGAACUUUCAACUGUUCAGUCCCUUGCAGUGACACAGUGCCUGUAAUCGCUGUUUCUGUGUUCAUUCUCUUUCUACCUAUUGUCUUCUACCUUAGUAGUUUUCUUCACUCAGAGCAAAAGAAACGCAAACUCAUCCUACCGAAACGUCUCAAGUCCAGUACAAGCUUUGCAAACAUUCAAGAAAAUUCCAAUUGA